This is a messenger RNA of Cataglyphis hispanica, 7297 nucleotides long. Its product is annotated as probable WRKY transcription factor protein 1. Gene Ontology annotation, molecular function: chitin binding. The record is from RefSeq and is a predicted model, not a curated record. NCBI's taxonomy places the organism in Eukaryota, Metazoa, Arthropoda, Insecta, Hymenoptera, Formicidae. Gene Ontology annotation, cellular component: extracellular region.
AACAAUCGCAUGUGUAUUAAAACUCAGUAUAUACGCGUAUCGUAAUUUAAGAACCACAAUUUUGUGAAAUUUCAAAAAGUAUGAAAGAUCUCGUUGUUAUGCGAUCAUUUAAAGUUUUAUAGCGAGAUGAACUAGAUUUCAACAAUGCAAGAAAUAAUCUGUCUUUUAAUCGCAUUUUUAACUCUUUCUCAUGGUGAAUUUAGCUCGGAAAAUGACCUGCUGCGCUAUCAACGAAAACUUUACAAUAUUCAAAAUGAGACACAUAAUUACAAUAACUUAGAAACGCGGUCUGCGAUUUCUCAACAAUAUUCUCAUCAAUCUUAUCGAUUCAAGUGUACGCAAACAGGUCUCUAUGCCGAUGAAAACGAUUGUCAAACAUAUUAUGAAUGCGCAAAAAUCGAGAACAAACGUCGACUUGAAUUUCGCCAAACAGUUCACAAAUGUAAUUCUGACAAAGUUUUCUCGUAUGCAUACGGUGGUACUUGUACACAACCUCAAGAAAGUGGAAGACCGGAGUGUAGUAGCUAUUCACGGUUAGAGGAGCAACAUAAUACAGGAACUUCUUCAAGUAUACCAUUUAGAACGACAGAACAAAAUGCAAAAGAUAAUAACUCAAAUAAAAUAAAUCAAAAAGAAAAUAGUGAAAAACAUAAAGCACAGAAAAAUUAUAAUACGAAUUAUAAUUCAAAUAAUAGACAAAAUAAUAAUAAACAAAAUAAUAAUAGACAAAAUAACAAUAGACAAAAUAAUAAUAGACAAAAUAAUAAUAGACAAAAUAAUAAUAGACAAAAUAACAAUCACCACAAUGAAGAAAGAAAAAGAAAUAGAUAUAGCAGUGAGGAUUCAAGCAGUAAUAGUAGUGAAGAACAUACCAAAAAACCGAAAAAGCAGAAAGAUAGCAAAGAAAUAGAAAUGACAACGCAGCGAACGACACAACGUGUCUCAACAGAAGAAUAUUUUGGAAACGAGGAAAAUCAGAGCGGAGAAUUUACAAUUACUACCACUCAGAUUUCUACUGAGAAUCAAUCCGGAAGCGAGGAGAAAAAUAUGGAUCAUAAUACAAAUAAUAAGCAAAACGACAAACAUACAAAAAACGAUAAAAAAAAGAAAAAUGAUAAACGUAGUAAUGAGGACUCAAGCAGUAGCAGCAGUGAAGAACAUACCAAAAAACCGAAAAAAAAGAAAGACAGCAAAGAAAUUGAAAUGACAACGCAACGAAUGACUACACAACGUGUUUCAUUAGAGGAACAAUCUGGAAGCGACGAGGAAAAUCAAAGCGAUGAAUUUACAAUUACCACUCUUCAGAUUCCUACUGAGGAUCAAUCCGGAAGCGAGGAGAAAAAUACGGAUCAUAAUACAAAUAAUAAGCAAAAUGGCAAACAUACAAAAAAUGAUAAAAAAAAGAAAAAUGAUAAACGUAGUAAUGAGGACUCAAGCAGUAGCAGUAGUGAAGAACAUACCAAAAGACCGAAAAAGCAGAAAGACAGCAAAGAAAUUGAAAUGACAACGCAACGAAUGACUACACAGCGUGUUUCAACAGAAAAACAUUCCGAAAGCGAUGAGGAAAAUCAAAGCGAUGAACUAGCAAUUACUACCCCUCAGAUUCCUGAAAAUCAAUCCGGAAGCAAGGAAAAUAAUGAGAAUAAUAAAAAUGAUGAAAAUAAAAAAACUACUCCACAGAUUUCAAUUGAAGAUCAGUCCGGGAGCAAAGAGGAUAACAAAAAUAGUAACAGCGGCGAAAAUAAUAAAACUACCCCUCAGAUUUCAACCGAAGAUCAGUCCGAGAGUAAGGAGAACAACAAAAAUAAUGAAAAAACAACCCCCCAGAUUUCACCCGAAGAUGAAUCUGGAAGCAAGGAGGAUAACGACAAUAGUAAUAGCGGCGAGAAUAACCAAACCAUCCCACAGAUUCCAAUUGAAGACAGCAAGGAGGGAAACAAGAAUAAAAACAGCGGCAAAAAUAAUCAAACAAUCCCACAGAUUUCAAAUGAAGAUCAGUCCAAGAGUAAGGAGGACAACAAGAAUAAUGAGAACGGCGAAAAUAAAAAAACUACACAGAUUCCAAUCGAAGAUGAAUCUGGGAGCAAGGAGGGAAACAAGAAUAGUAACAGCAGCGAAAAUAACCAAACUUCCCAACAGAUUAUAACCGAAGAUCAAUCCGAGAGUAAGGAGGACAACAAGAAUAAUGAAAACAACGAAAAUAAAAAAACUACUCCACAGAUUUCAACUGAAGAUCAGUCCGAGAGUAAGGAGGACAACAAGAAUAAUGAGAAUGGCGAAAAUAAAAAAACUACACAGAUUCCAAUCGAAGAUGAAUCUGGGAGCAAGGAGGACAACGAGAAUAGAAACAGCAACGAAAAUAACCAAACUACCCAACAGAUUAUAACCGAAGAUCAAUACGAGAGUAAGGAGGACAACAAGAAUAAUGAGAACGGCGAAAAUAAAAAAACUACACAGAUUCCAAUCGAAGAUGAAUCUGGGAGCAAGGAGGACAACGAGAAUAGAAACAGCAACGAAAAUAACCAAACUACCCAACAGAUUAUAACCGAAGAUCAAUCCGAGAGUAAGGAGGACAACGAGAAUAAUGAAAACGACAAAAAUAAAAAAACUACUCCACAGAUUUCAACUGAAGAUCAGUCCGAGAGUAAGGAGGACAACAAGAAUAAUGAGAAUGGCGAAAAUAAAAAAACUACACAGAUUCCAAUCGAAGAUGAAUCUGGGAGCAAGGAGGACAACGAGAAUAGAAACAGCAACGAAAAUAAUCAAACCACCCAACAGAUUAUAACCGAAGAUCAAUCCGAGAGUAAGGAAGACAACAAGAAUAAUGAAAACGACGAAAAUAAAAAACUACUCCACAGAUUUCAACUGAAGAUCAGUCCAAGAGUAAGGAGGACAACAAGAAUAAUGAGAACGGCGAAAAUAAAAAAACUACACAGAUUCCAAUCGAAGAUGAAUCUGGGAGCAAGGAGGACAACGAGAAUAGAAACAGCAACGAAAAUAACCAAACUACAACAGAUUAUAACCGAAGAUCAAUACGAGAGUAAGGAGGACAACGAGAAUAAUGAAAACGACAAAAAUAAAAAAACUACUCCACAGAUUUCAACUGAAGAUCAGUCCGAGAGUAAGGAGGACAACAAGAAUAAUGAGAAUGGCGAAAAUAAAAAAACUACACAGAUUCCAAUCGAAGAUGAAUCUGGGAGCAAGGAGGACAACGAGAAUAGAAACAGCAACGAAAAUAACCAAACUACCCAACAGAUUAUAACCGAAGAUCAAUCCGAGAGUAAGGAGGACAACAAGAAUAAUGAAAACGACAAAAAUAAAAAAACUACUCCACAGAUUUCAACUGAAGAUCAGUCCAAGAGUAAGGAGGACAACAAGAAUAAUGAGAACGGCGAAAAUAAAAAAACUACACAGAUUCCAAUCGAAGAUGAAUCUGGGAGCAAGGAGGACAACGAGAAUAGAAACAGCAACGAAAAUAACCAAACUUCCCAACAGAUUAUAACCGAAGAUCAAUCCGAGAGUAAGGAGGACAACAAGAAUAAUGAAAACAACGAAAAUAAAAAAACUACUCCACAGAUUUCAACUGAAGAUCAGUCCGAGAGUAAGGAGGACAACAAGAAUAAUGAGAAUGGCGAAAAUAAAAAAACUACACAGAUUCCAAUCGAAGAUGAAUCUGGGAGCAAGGAGGACAACGAGAAUAGAAACAGCAACGAAAAUAACCAAACUACCCAACAGAUUAUAACCGAAGAUCAAUCCGAGAGUAAGGAGGACAACGAGAAUAAUGAAAACGACAAAAAUAAAAAAACUACUCCACAGAUUUCAACUGAAGAUCAGUCCGAGAGUAAGGAGGACAACAAGAAUAAUGAGAACGGCGAAAAUAAAAAAACUACACAGAUUCCAAUCGAAGAUGAAUCUGGGAGCAAGGAGGACAACGAGAAUAGAAACAGCAACGAAAAUAACCAAACUUCCCAACAGAUUAUAACCGAAGAUCAAUCCGAGAGUAAGGAGGACAACAAGAAUAAUGAAAACAACGAAAAUAAAAAAACUACUCCACAGAUUUCAACUGAAGAUCAGUCCGAGAGUAAGGAGGACAACAAGAAUAAUGAGAACGGCGAAAAUAAAAAAACUACACAGAUUCCAAUCGAAGAUGAAUCUGAGAGCAAGGAGGACAACGAGAAUAGAAACAGCAACGAAAUUAACCAAACCACUCCACAGAUUCCAAUUGAAGAUGAAUCUGACAGCAAGGAGGGAAACAAGAAUAAAAACAGCGGCGAAAAUAAUCAAACUACCCCGCAGAUUUCAACUGAAGAUCAGUCCGAGAGUAAGGAGAACAACAAGAAUAAUGAGAAUGGCGAAAAUAAAAAAACUACACAUAUUCCAAUCGAUGAUGAAUCUGGGAGCAAGGAGGGAAACAAGAAUAGUAACAGCAGCGAAAAUGACCAAACCACCCAACAGAUUAUAACCGAAGAUCAAUCCGAUAAUAAGGAGGACAACAAGAAUAAUGAAAACGACGAAAAUAAAAAAACUACUCCACAGAUUUCAACUGAAGAUCAGUCCGAGAGUAAGGAGAACAACAAGAAUAAUGAGAAUGGCGAAAAUAAAAAAACUACACAGAUUCCAAUCGAAGAUGAAUCUGGAAGCAAGGAAAACAACAAAAAUAAUAACAGCGGCGAAAUUAACCAAACCACCCCACAGAUUCCAAUUGAAGAUGAAUCUGGCAGCAACGAAGGAAACAAGAAUAGAAACAGCGACGAAAAUAACCAAAUCCCACAGAUUCCAACCGAAGAUCAGUCCGAAAGUAAGGAGGACAACAAUGAUAAUGAGAACGGCGAAAAUAAAGAAAAUACUCCACAGAUUCCAAUCGAAGAUGAAUCUGGAAGCAAGGAAAACAACAAAAAUAAUAACAGCGGCGAAAUUAACCAAACCACCCCACAGAUUCCAAUUGAAGAUGAAUCUGGCAGCAACGAAGGAAACAAGAAUAGAAACAGCGACGAAAAUAACCAAAUCCCACAGAUUCCAACCGAAGAUCAGUCCGAAAGUAAGGAGGACAACAAUGAUAAUGAGAACGGCGAAAAUAAAAAAACUACACAGAUUCCAAUCGAAGAUGAAUCUGGAAGCAAGGAAAACAACAAAAAUAAUAACAGCGGCGAAAUUAACCAAACCACCCCACAGAUUCCAAUUGAAGAUCAGUCCGAAAGUAAGGAGGACAACAAUGAUAAUGAGAACGGCGAAAAUAAAGAAAAUACUCCACAGAUUCCAAUCGAAGAUGAAUCUGGAAAUCAGGAGGAGAACAACAAAAAUAGUAACAGCGACGAAAAUAAAAAAAGUACUCCCGAGAUUCCAACCGAAGAUGAAUCUGGAAGCAAGGAGGAUAAGAAAAAUAGUAAGAGCGACGAAAAUAACAAAACUACCCCACAGAUUCCAAUCGAAGAUCAGUCCGAGAGUAAGGAGGACAACAAAAGUAAUGACAGCGUCGAAAAUAAAAAAAGCACUCCACAGAUUCCAACCGAAGAUGAAUCUAGAAGCAAGGAGGACAACAAAAAUAGUAACAGCGACGAAGAUAACAAAACUACCCCACAGAUUCCAACCGAAGAUGAAUCUGAAAGCAAAGAGAACAGCAAAAAUAACGAAAGCGCCGAAAAUAAAAUUACCACACCUCAAUUUCCAACCGAAGAUCAGUCCGGGAACAAGGAAAACGAUAAGGAUAAUGAGAACGGUGAAAAUGAGAAAACUACUCCACAGAUUCCGACCGAAGAUGAAUUUGGCAGCAAGGAGGACAGCAAUAACAGUAACAGCGGCGAAAAUAAUAAAACUACUCCACAGAUUUCAACCGAAGAUUAUUUAGAAAUCGAAAAAGAAUCAAAUGAAUCUGUUUCAGAAUGUAUUUCUCCUGGUUUCUUCCCAAAUCUCGAUGAUUGUACAAUGUUCUAUAGAUGUGUUGAAAUAGAAUCGAAAAUAUUGAAAAAGUUUGAUUUUGUUUGUCCUCAAGGUACUGUAUGGGAUCAAGACAAAAUAACUUGUAAUUUCCCAUCGGCUGUGGAACACUUGUCAUGUAAAAACAAGGAUGAUAAUGCAUCUAAGAAAGAUGGAGAAAGCAAUGAGAAUGAAUCUGUUUCAGAAUGUAUUUCUCCUGGUUUCUUCCCAAAUCUCGAUGAUUGUACAAUGUUCUAUAGAUGUGUUGAAAUAGAAUCGAAAAUAUUGAAAAAGUUUGAUUUUGUUUGUCCUCAAGGUACUGUAUGGGAUCAAGACAAAAUAACUUGUAAUUUCCCAUCGGCUGUGGAACACUUGUCAUGUAAAAACAAGGAUGAUAAUGCAUCUAAGAAAGAUGGAGAAAGCAAUGAGAAUGAAUCUGUUUCAGAAUGUAUUUCUCCUGGUUUCUUCCCAAAUCUCGAUGAUUGUACAAUGUUCUAUAGAUGUGUUGAAAUAGAAUCGAAAAUUUUGAAAAAGUUUGAUUUUGUUUGUCCUCAAGGUACUGUAUGGGAUCAAGACAAAAUAACUUGUAAUUUCCCAUCGGCUGUGGAGCACUUGUCUUGUAAAAACAAGGAUGAUAAUGUAUCUAAGAAAGAUGGAGAAAGCAAUGAGAAUGAUAAACAAACUACCACCGACUUUCCAACAUCUACUGAAUUUCCGACAGAGUCAACUAUUCCUACUGAAUUACCUUGUCCUAUUGGAAAAUUGACAGGAGAUCAAAUGGUUUUAGUUUGCCCAACCGGUUUCCGACGUCAUCCAAGAUACUGCAAUCUUUUCUAUCAAUGUACAACAACAAAUAAUAUAGAUGCUAAAGUUGUUGUUUUCAUCUGUCCAGAAGGCAAAAUUUUUGAUGAUAAAAAGAUACAAUGCGUGAAUAAAGAAGGCUUCUAUGAAAUUCUCUAUUCACAUAUCAAUUGUAAGAAUUUUGAUUCCUCUACUGCAGAUAUAUCAAAAACAUUCUUAGAAGCUCCUACGAGAAAAUUAUGUCCAGGAAAAGGUCAUUAUCCUUAUAGUAAAGAUUGUUCAAAUGCAUAUUAUAAGUGCAAACGUGAUUCGCAUGGUGUGUUGCAAGGAUAUCUCUUUAAAUGUUCCAAUGGACAAAUAUUUUCAAGUGUUUCAAGACGUUGCGAACAUACUGAAUAUCCAAUAUGCAAUCAGCCUUGCAAACAGAGAAAUGAUAAUAGAAAACUUACACCAUCUAAAGAAAUAUUUAUCAGUUAUCAUGAAGUGUUUUAUGAAGGCGCGACUUUACCACCACAAAAUAUUGCUAGAAAUUAAAUAAAUUUAAACUAUUGAUUUUAUAUAUACUAUUAUCAAUAUUCGUUAU